Molecule: messenger RNA, 1115 nt
Organism: Rubroshorea leprosula
Lineage: Eukaryota; Viridiplantae; Streptophyta; Magnoliopsida; Malvales; Dipterocarpaceae
Source: the annotation of a GenBank genome assembly
AAUCUAAACAUUUUCAAAGUCUUUGGGCCUACAGGCUAUUGGUGGGAUCAGAAGAAGAUUGGUGUAUGUUUCGGAACUUUGCAAGACAUGAUUCCAUAGCUAAACAAUUAAUUUUUAGUAAGUGCGAUAUUGGAGGAGAAUGUGUAGUGAUUCCAAAUAACCUGGAGACAUUGCAGAUCCGUUCCUGUUACAGGGGAAGAAGCUUAAACAACUUAAUUUUGUUAGAAAAAGCAAUGGAGUUAACUUCUUGUACUAUUUAUGAUUGUCAAGACAUAGAGUGCCUGUUUCACUUGAACUCAUCCUCCUCAUCAUGCUAUCCAUUACUGGACAAGCUUGAAAUUCUCCGCCUAUGUUUCAUGCCAAGCUUGCAAGUACUUGUGAGCGUGGAAGGAGUAGCAACUCCACCACAAGUAUUCUCCAAUCUUAAAAAUCUUUCUAUAAGGCAUUGUUCAGGAAUAAGGAAGUUGCUUACGCUUGAGCUACUGCAGGCCCACCAAAACUUACAGAAGAUUGAAGUUUCUGAUUGCGAAAAAAUGGAGGAGAUAAUAGCAUCAUCAGAUUUAGAUGCAUCAUCCCAAGUUAAGGGAAUUGAAAAAAUGGAGGAGAUAAUAGCAUCAUCAGAUAAAUUCAUUUUUCCCAAGUUAAGGGAACUGAAAUUGAUAAAAUUGCCCCAAUUGAAGAGCAUCUGCAGUGGUAAAGGAGUUAUGGUUUGUGAUUCUAUUGAAGAUAUUCAAAUAAUUAGAUGUCCAGAGUUAAAGAGGAUCACUGUGCAGCUUCCUCUGCUUGACAAUGGCCAACCAUCUCCUCCUCCUUGUCUCAGAGAAAUCUUGAUACAAAAAGACUCAAAAGAAUGGUGGGAAUCAGUGAAGUGGGAUCAUCCUAGUGCUAAGAAAGUACUUCAACCUUUCUUGAAAUAUUCUAUCUGGUGAUUGAGGGUGUGAUGUUAAUUAUCUUUAAUUGCCACUUCAUUUUAAUUCUAAGAUUCUUGAUUUGCUUCAAUUCAUUUUUGUAUUUGAUAUAUUUGUUGUAAUUACAAAUUCCAUUUACUGAGUUGAUGUGGGAGAGGAUUGAUAAUUGGAGGCUCAAAGAACACUCCAGUCCAUCAGCCGUUUAUA